CUGGGCUGUGUGGGGAGGAGGAAGAGGCGGCAGAGGAGGAAGGAGGAGCCGCCGCCGCCGCUCCCCGGGCCGGCGCCGGGGAUGGUGUUGGCCGCGGCUGCCGGGCCCUGACGCCGCGCUCAGGUGGGAAGCAGCAGGGAUGCUAACUCUGGCAAGCAAGCUGAAGCGGGAUGACGGCGUCAGAGGCCCCCGUGCGCCCAACCCGGCGGCGGACUCCACGCGCAGGGUGUCCGUCCGGGACAAACUGCUCGUUAAAGAGGUUGCAGACCUUGAAGCUAAUUUACCUUGUACAUGUAAAGUGAAUUUUCCUGACCCAAACAAGCUCCAUUACUUUCAGCUAACUGUAACCCCAGAUGAGGGCUAUUACCAAGGGGGCAAGUUUCAGUUUGAAACUGAAGUUCCUGAUGCCUACAAUAUGGUGCCUCCAAAGGUAAAAUGUUUGACAAGAAUCUGGCACCCAAACAUUACAGAGACAGGAGAAAUCUGCCUAAGUUUAUUGAGAGAACACUCAAUUGAUGGCACUGGCUGGGCCCCAACUAGAACCUUAAAGGAUAUUGUCUGGGGGUUAAACUCUUUAUUUACUGAUCUUUUGAAUUUUGACGAUCCUUUGAAUAUUGAGGCUGCAGAGCAUCAUUUGCGUGACAAGGAGGACUUUCGGAAUAAAGUGGAAGAUUACAUUAAGCGCUAUGCGAGAUGAUGAAGGGAGAUGGAUGGCAGGACCACGGCUCCAGAGCUGUCCUGAGCCUCAACAGCAGCCAAAGCAGCCUGGGUUGUACCAGUCCUGUGUCCAUGUUGUACUGAAGAAGAAAACUAACUUCAUAACCUGUCCAUGUUAAAGGAGAGUUCAGCAAGAAAUUGUUGUCUGUUGGUUGAAAAAGUUGUCUGCUUCCUUUUACAAAUGUUUACUCUUCUGAACUGUACUGUAUAUCCUGUUGAUGAGAUAUGCUUGAGAAGUUAAAAGAAGUCACUAUUGAAAUUGUAAUUACACCUUUUUUUUUAACUCUUGCCUGAUGUCGAGGGGGGGGAAGGAAAAAAAGGAAAAAAGCAAACCCAAACAACCCAAGCAGAAAAGGUGGUGUGUUUUUGGAACACUUCGAGUUGGCAAUAAAUGGUCUCCUGUGAACCAAA
Molecule: messenger RNA, 1128 nt
Organism: Onychostruthus taczanowskii (white-rumped snowfinch)
Lineage: Eukaryota; Metazoa; Chordata; Aves; Passeriformes; Passeridae
Gene: UBE2F
Product: ubiquitin conjugating enzyme E2 F (putative)
Exons: 10
Coding region: 140-697 (185 amino acids)
Biological process (GO): protein neddylation
Cellular component (GO): nucleus
Molecular function (GO): NEDD8 transferase activity
Source: RefSeq, a predicted model, not a curated record